Messenger RNA from Artibeus jamaicensis (Jamaican fruit-eating bat), 2776 nucleotides. RefSeq names its product tectonic family member 1 (gene TCTN1). The transcript is spliced from 15 exons. The record is from RefSeq and is a predicted model, not a curated record. Gene Ontology annotation, cellular component: MKS complex. NCBI's taxonomy places the organism in Eukaryota, Metazoa, Chordata, Mammalia, Chiroptera, Phyllostomidae. The coding region runs from base 3 to 1829 and encodes 608 amino acids. Gene Ontology annotation, biological process: protein localization to ciliary transition zone; cilium assembly.
GCAUGGCCACCACGGUUGCCAGGCAACACCGGGUCACCGUCGCUAGCCGCGCGGGGUUCGAUCUGGCGAUGGGGCCACCGGGCCUUCCUCCACUCUUGCUGGUGCUCCUGGACUGCUGGGUCUCCGUGAGCGCCCAGGCCGGGGCCACCCUGGCGGUGACGAUGGAGGGCCUCAACUCUGCGGAGCCAGCUCCGACGACUCUCCGACCUGCCCUGUCUCCUAGGCCCCCCGGUACCCCCAGGGCUCCCGGACCCUCCAGUCCCAGGCCUACCCCGGUGAUGGACGUCGCUUCUUUGUGUGGCUGUGACCUGUCUCCAGCACAGUGUGACGUCAACUGCUGUUGUGAUCCUGACUGCAGUUCCAUGGAUUUCAGUGUCUUCUCCUGUUGCUCAAUUCCAGUUGUCACGGGUGAUAGUCGGUUUUGUAGCCAAAGAGCAGCCAUUUAUUCAUUGAAUUUCACAGCAAACCCACCUCAGAGAGUAUUUAAAAUUGUUGACCGGAUCAAUCCAUCUAUUUUCUGCAUUCACAUUACAAACUAUAAACCUGCAUUGUCCUUUAUUAAUCCAGAAGUGCCUGAUGAAAACAAUUUUGAUAAAUUGAUGAAAACAUUUGAUGGUUUUUCACUGAAUGCAGAAGCAGAUGUUUCUUUCACAGAUGAAUCAGAUGCUCCAAAUACGCCUAAAUAUGAGUAUGGGGUUGUCCUGCAGACUUCGGAUUCGUUUCUGAGGUUUCCUUCUCCCCUCACGUCGUCUCUGUGCACCGAUAAUAACCCUGCAGCAUUUUUGGUGAACCGAGCUGUGACGUGCACCAGAAGGAUGAGUUUGGAGCAGUGCGAAGACACCGAAGCGCUGGGCAUGGCUUAUUACAGCAGCCCUCAAAUUCUGAGGGUACCUAAUUCACAAACAAAGGUCCCUAUCACUGUUCAGUCCGUCAUCGUUCAGUCGCUGAAUAAAACGCUCACCCGACUGGAAGGCACUGACGUGUGGAAGCCGGCUCUGGUGGACGUUGGGGCUGUUAAAAUCUGCACUCACGUGGUUCUGGAGGUGAAGUACAGUCUCACCUACACAGAUGCAGGUGAGAUAACGAAAGCCGGUCUCUCUCUCCUUCUGGGGGCAGUCAGCGAUGCAGUGCUCCCGCUCCAGCAAAAGUUUGAAAUUCAUUUUAUUCAGCAAAACACAAAGCCAGUUCCUCUCAGUGGAAACCCUGGUUACACUGUGGGCCUCCCGCUGGCUGCCGGGUUUCAGCCUCGCAAGGGGUCUGGGAUCAUUCAGACCAUGAACAGAUAUGGACAGCUCACUAUUCUUCGUAGCACAGCAGAGCAAGACUGCUUAGCAGUAGAGGGGGUCCGCGCCCCAGUGUUAUUUGGCUACAAUAUGCAGUCUGGCUGUAAACUGCGACUGACCAGGGCCGUCACCUGUCCGCUGGUCGUGGAGAAGGUGAAGCGCCUGCUGAAGGGCCAGGGCUUCCCAGAUUAUGUGGCUCCUUUUGGAAACUCCCAGGCCCAGGACGUGCUGGACUGGGUGCCCGUCCGCUUCGUCACCCAGGCGUCCCACUUGAAGGAUUCCUGCCAGCUCCCGGUGGCUUUGGUUAUAGAAGUGAAGUGGACUAAGUACGGAUCCUUGCUGAACCCCCAGGCUAAAAUAGUCAACGUGACUGCCCGUCUGAUUGCAUCCUCACUCCCUGAGACCAGCCCAGGAAACGAAAGGACGGUUCUCAUUUCCACUGCGGUUACUUUUGUGGAUGUGUCUGCACCUGCAGAGGCAGGCUUCAGAGCUCGGCCAACCAUCAAUGCCAAGCUGCCUUUCAAUUUCUUCUUCCCGUUUGUUUGAUAGUACUCCUAUGAAAGGAUGCCUCGGUACCUAUGCAAGCUGUGGAAGCUGUACAUUUGACGAGAUUAGAUUGUAUAUACAACUAGUAACUGUCCAGCUUUGUGGUACAUUUCCAAGCAAGAGUUAAAGUUCAACAUGAGAAAACAGCCUAUGAUACAUUUGUGACACCGUGCAGGUGGGAACGGGAAAGGAAGUCCUCGGCCACACCAAGGAAGAGAGAGGGCCCUCCCAAAGACUGUGUCCCUCCAGAGUCCACGCUGGGUGGGAGGCAGGCAACGGCAGCAAACCAAACCUGUCCUGCAACGGCCCCAGGAGGGGCGGCUGUCAUCCUCGUUCACAGGUGCAAGCCCGUGAGGUGGGGUCUUCUCCGUGGAGUGGGGCAGGGCCGCCUCUAGUUCGCCUCACCGAGCAGUCCAUGCUGUCGCAACAGCUUGUUAAGUCUUUCAAUCUCCUGUUCCUGUGGUUACAAAAGCAGACAAAUAACUGAACUUACCUUCGGAGCUUCACCAGGGACGUGGCCGUCAGUGAGCCCAGGCCCAGGGAUGCAACACUGAAGGGGAACUAUGUUCCUUGCGGAAUCAGCCCGCUGAAGGCAGCUGCUGUACGGUCAGAGGGGGUCCAGUGGACAACAGGAGGGGCACCUGGCACAGCUCUGGGGAGGAGGCAAUGCCUAAGCGACCCUAAAGGACAGGAAGACUUAGCCAAGGGGAGGGUGCUUGGGACGGAGGGCGCUGCCUGGCGGGGAGGAGCCCAUGCUGCAGGCGGCAGUGGCAGCCGGGGGGCAUCUUUCCAGGAGUGUUUUCUUACCUUCUCGGAGCAGCUGAACUCCAGGUGUUGGAUCUUGGCGGCCAGUUGUAUAUUCAUCUGUUUUAACCUUAGGAGUUGCCGUUCGGAACGUGUCUUAACAGAGAUAAUUAUCCCUGAAAAAUAAUCAAGAGUCUUAAUGA